This is a messenger RNA of Oncorhynchus nerka (sockeye salmon), 5090 nucleotides long. Its product is annotated as tubulinyl-Tyr carboxypeptidase 2-like. The record is from RefSeq and is a predicted model, not a curated record. Gene Ontology annotation, biological process: regulation of angiogenesis. NCBI's taxonomy places the organism in Eukaryota, Metazoa, Chordata, Actinopteri, Salmoniformes, Salmonidae. Gene Ontology annotation, cellular component: cytoplasm. The transcript is spliced from 8 exons. Bases 394 to 1503 code for a protein of 369 amino acids.
UAGACAGAACAACAUAGUGACAUCAUUUAAGCAAAAUAUUAACCAUGUGAUGGAUGACUAAAUUGCCAAAGAGGAGUUUUCAUAAUGAGGACAAAGCUUUCGAAUUGCCUACUCGAUAUUGGGGAAAUAUGUAGACUACGAACGGAUCGAAAUGCAUUACAGGGCUUGUCUCAAGCGGUGGGGGUCAUACGUUCCGGCAGUGUUCUGAGCAAAGGAUGAAGUUAAAGAGGAGCGAGCCAAACCGUGAAUAUUCUACUACGGUAUCCGUUAUCUGGACGUACGGGAGUGGAUAUUGGUACAGCAACAUGUUAUAGGAAUUCUGGGUUAUUGACAAAAGCAAGUGGAAUCAUCACGGGCUGCCAUCUGCAGGGACCUCCACUUUUGAAUUGAACGAUGACUGGACCCAACGCCACUAGCACUUGUUCACCUGCAGCUAAGAUGGGGAGGCACCGAUCCAAAAGUACCAGUGGCAGUACGUACUGCAACUCGAGCCCGGGUGCUGAAUCUGCCACCCUUAGCACCCCCAACAACGCUGGACGUUCAUCGGGAGAAGAAGAUGAGAAAGAUGGGGGUGUGCUCUUUUACGUGAACAGAACUGGUUUUCCCAUUGAGGGUGUCACUUGGGAGAGGAUGUGGACUCAUGUAGCCAAAGUACACCCUGAUGGACAAGACAUGGUCAGCAAGAUAAGGAAUGCUGCAUACCUUCCCAAACACCCUGUGCCAUCGGUCCCCAACUUCAAGCCCUCCAUGUCUGUCCCUGCCUGGCUGCUGGCCAUCCAGAACUACAUGAAGGCACUGCAAUACAAUCACACAGGAACUCAGUUCUUUGAGAUAAGGAAGACCAGACCAUUGUGUGGGUUGAUGGAGACUGCGAGAGAAAUGAUCAGGGAAUCUCUUCCAAUCAAAUGCCUUGAAGCUGUCAUCCUUGGGAUAUACCUGACCAACGGGCUGACGUCGGUGGAGCGUUUCCCCAUCAGCUUCAAGACCCAGUUCUCAGGGAACCACUUCCACCACGUGGUGCUGGGCGUCUACUGCAACGGACGCUAUGGUACGCUGGGCAUGAGCCGCCGCCAAGACCUCAUGGACAAGGCCUUGACCUUCCGCACGCUCAGCGAGCUGGUGAUGGAGUUCGAGGACUCGUACCGUCGCUACCAGCACACGCUGAAGAAGGUGAAGAUCGGCCUGUACGUGCCCCACGACCCGCACGUCUUCCAGCCUAUCGAGUGGAAAUACCUGGUGCUCAACGCCGCCCGCCUGGGGAGAGAGGACAUGAGGAAGGAGCUGGAGAAACAUGGCCGAGACAUGAGGAUGAAGAUCCUGAAGUCAUCGAGUGCCCAGUCUCCCAUCAAAGAACGGACCAGAGGCAAGUCUCUCUCCCCCCACCGCCGACAGAGCAGCCCCCAAAGACGCCACAUCCACCGGAGAGACAAGUCACCUGCAGCUCUGGAUCGAAAGCCUGCAGAACUCAGUACCUUGAAUGACGGCUACCAGAUCCGCAUCUGAGACUCAUUCUCCUGGUGCACUCUGACCCCCCUCCAGUCCGCCUCACAAACCCUCAAAUGGGAUAUCUAUUUAAUAUACAUUGUGUAUAUCAUAUUCAUAAAGUAUUUAUAGGGUUUUACCAGCCUCAUCUAAAAGGGUGAAGAUGAUGACAUUAUGCUCAGUGCUAAACUGGAGGUUGGCAUCCAGUACGAACACAUACAUCAUAAGUAUUUCAACAUUGCUCUACUCCUGAAGGAUAGUAUGCCUUCUGUAUACACAUCUAUUAUGUUUUGAAUAAAGGACUUAUGUCUAAGUAGGGGACAUCAUAUCAAGAUCUCUCAUGCCUUUAGGGAAGUACAUACUGUAUGUGAGGGUGCUCUACAUUGUUUUAUGUAAAAAGGAGAUCAACAGUUACACUUCAGUCACAUUGACAAUGUGAAGCGAGCUUUAAAAGCUGUGAAUUUGAUGCUGACAUCAUGUAAAAAAAGAUCAAAUAGUGUGACCUAUCUAUUUUUUCAAGCCCUUCAUAAAACGUAAAGAUUCUUUAGAUUGAAUAGUUGUUGUUUUGCCUAAGCCUGUAAAGAAUGUUGAGUAGUGUUGCGCUGGGCUGAGCUGCAGCUCAGUGUGAUGAUUAGAAGUGAAUGAGAGAGAGAGAGAGAGAGAGGUACUGUAGGCCUGAGGUGAGGGGAACCCAGAGGGGCCAAAGACCAAAGCAGUCAAGCAGAGAGCCUGCUGAGUACUGCGGCAAACCCCAGCCUUGACUGACUCCCUGUUAGCUCUGGGUUAGAUUAUCCCCUAUGUCUCUGUCGGCCCGCCCUCCUCUAUCACAGAUACAGCAUAAACCAGGGCUCUCCAACCCUGUUCCUGGAAAGCUACCCUCCUGUAGGUUUUCGCUCCAACGCCAGUUGUAACUAACCUGAUUCAACUUAUCAACCAGCUAAUGAUUAGAAUCAGGUGCACUAGAAUAGGGUUGGAGUGAAAGCCUACAGGAUGGUGGCUCUCCCGGAACAGGGUUGGGGAUCCCUGGUAUAGAUCAAUUCAAGUUUUAAGCAAUUGUUCUUGUAAAGAAAUCCAAGCUGGUGACAAUGAUGCUUUGGAGCUUAGCCAGAACAUGACCUUUUAUUCCAAAAAUAAUUUGACAGUGACGUUGGUUUGAAUCUAGCCUAUGCGGAGUCGCCCUAAAACGCUAACAUCCCGUUUUCAGGGAUACAGUAUUUUCAACCUAACUUCUGUCUCCGCUCAGGCGGCUUUCUACGCCCGUUACGUUAAGUUCGGAUCAAUCAAAUGUCAACUCUUUUAUGCCUCGCUAUACAGUUGUAUGCAAAAACAUACAGUGCCUUGCGAAAGUAUUCGGCCCCCUUGAACUUUGCGACCUUUUGCCACAUUUCAGGCUUCAAAUAAUUUUGCACGCCCAAUUUUUCAGUUUUUGAUUUGUUAAAAGAGUUUGAAAUAUCCAAUAAAUGUCGUUCCACUUCAUGAUUGUGUCCCACUUGUUGUUGAUUCUUCACAAAAAAAUACAGUUUUAUAUCUUUAUGUUUGAAGCCUGAAAUGUGGCAAAAGGUCGCAAAGUUCAAGGGGGCCGAAUACUUUCGCAAGGCACUGUAUGUUUGAUAAUGUCAUGUAGUUCCUAACUAGAGGCCUUUCUUGAAGUUAGAAUGCAAACACUGAACUGAACACCGCAAGACGGACAUAUCAAUCAAAUCGAAGCUCCUCAUUUGCCUUCUUAACUGCCUGGACGCAUUGUCAAAGUUGUUCGGAAUGUUUUUUAUCGUAUUCAAAAAUCAUCAUCAGAUAUGCAGGAGGGUGCCAACUGAACAAUAUCAGAUUUUGUAGCAUUUGGUUAAAGAAGCUAUGCACAUCAAACAGAUAAUGAUAGAUAACCGUAUGUCUUCCUCAAUCCAAAUGGUUUCUAGAUUGCAGCAGAAUUGAAAUCCAGUCUUGUUAUAUUGAAUUUUGAACCAUAUCAGUGCAGUGAUGUUUCAUAUGAUCCUUUUUGAUUCGUGUAGAUUGGUGCUGCUAGUCUGACAGUAUACCAUUAAGGCCAACAUCAUUGGUACCAGCCGUCUGAAAGACUACUCUAAGCACAAAACAGCCAGCUUAAUACUUAAUAUAAACCUAGCCACAAUCACGCAGAAGCACAAUGCGCUUCUUCUUUACACAAUACAAUCCUUUGUCUAAUCUAUGUAGGCUAGGUUUAACACUCUUAUUGUUAAAAACUGCCGUAAUAAAGACUUACCGGGAGAAAAGACUGCUUUCACUGCUGCAAAUCUGAGAACUGAAAGGUAGUACUUGAAAGUGAUGUAGCUUAAAUUGAUUUUUUACUCUUAGCCGUUUAGUUUUGAGCUAAAUCAUGUUAUGGAUGAGUUCCAUUGGUGACUCUCUGCUGUUUCCUGAACAAAUAUAUUACUCAGUACAGUGUUUAAUCAUGCAGUUUAUUGUUGUUUUGAUGUGGUGGAAACACAUAAAACACAUUGUUUUGAUGAAGAUGAUGAUGAUGUAGCAUUCUUUGGACAAUGUGUGAUUUUAAAGAAGGACACUCCACAUUGUAGCAGUAUCAAUUUUCAAAGGCCUUGCUUUGUUAACAGGUUGAACACUAAAGAGGCUUGAAACAUUACAUACCAUCCAACGGGAUACGGUUGAAGAAAAACGGUACCACUCCUCAUGAUGACUGUAGAUGGGUUUUUUAGCGAUUUUGUAUUUUCCAAAUGGUGGUUUAAAAAAAUAUAUAUAAGAAUCAAGUUAUCUGAAUAACUGCCUAAUAUGAGUAACCUGAAAACAGCUGCCACCACUAUAAUGUACCACCACCUACUGCAUUCAGUGGAUGAUAACUUGAAAGGCAAUGUUGUUGGGGCUAAGCGCUACUGAAUAUUUAGCUGUUUUCUAAGCAUGACGUGGAACUCUACAUAACCUUUGUGUUUACAGCUGUAACUCAGCUUUUAGAUGAGACUGCUUUACCUGUAUUCAAGUGCAUUUCAUGAGGGGUGUUCUCUUGGCCUCUUCUCAUAAAUGGGAAUGUAAGUGACUAGAACUCUGGGUGUUAGUGUUCUCUCUAUACUAAUGCCGCUAGAGCUACCAGUUGGCUGGUAAUGUUGUCAUAUCUUUCUGGAAAGGGCUGAUUUUUGUCCCAUUGGCUGAAGUGGAAGAAGAUAAGUAUUGAUGGUAGAUCAACAGCAGAACUAAUGGAAGCAUUUCUUAAGCCCCGUUCAUACCUGGUUCUAACAUGCGUCCUUUGUCCUGAUUGUGUCCACAUCCUGAUUGUGCCCACAUUUGUAGACCGGUGUGUACAAUCAAAAGACACAUUAUGAUCGGAUUGUGUGGGCACAAUUAGAAUGUGGGCAAGAUCAGGACCAAGGAUGCAUGUUUAGCGCCAGGUAUGAACGAGGCUUCAAAAGCCCUGAUGUGGCUAACAGAUCUCACUAUUCUCUUGAAAUGAGCCUUCAGAAUCUGUCCCUGUUGUUUUGACAUGUAUGAUGAUGACAAAGUGUUAUUUUUGCAUUACCACUGGUGGAAGAUGAUGUCCUCCCAACUCCUACUGUCACAAUGAUCAGUUGACAAUGUUUUUUUAUCAACUGUAGCAUGUUAUAAUAAAAAAUGAUUUAUCUUUUUAA